Plodia interpunctella (Indianmeal moth) is the source of this 2323-nucleotide messenger RNA. RefSeq lists its product as uncharacterized. The transcript has 17 exons. Gene Ontology annotation, cellular component: chloroplast. The coding region runs from base 197 to 1903 and encodes 568 amino acids. Lineage: Eukaryota; Metazoa; Arthropoda; Insecta; Lepidoptera; Pyralidae. The record is from RefSeq and is a predicted model, not a curated record.
GUUGUAAAGAACACGUUAUUCACAUGUUAUGUAUCAUUAGUUAUUUAAGUAGAUUAUUAUAGCAAAACUAUAUAUUAAAUUAAAUAAUUUGCCGUCCAUUUGUUCAAAUAAACUGUUUUUGCUGUAAACAUUUUGAAAUUUACGUAUAAAAUGCAAUUUUUUUUCGUCUGAAACUUACUCUUUGUGGGAUUUGAAGAUGGUUAGCGCGAAAGUUCUGGUCUUGGUCCUUGUGGUGGCUGCGGCUACAGCCAGUCCUACUCCAACUAUCGGGUUGGCAGCAACCAUCAUCGGUGGCGCUUUGGGCCACGAUGGGCUGGACCACGAUGGGCUGGACCAAGGUGGGCUGGACCACGAUGGGCUGGACCACGAUGGGCUGGACCAAGGUGGGCUGGACCAAGGAGGGCUGGACCACGAUGGGAUUGACCAAGGAGGGCUGGACCACGAUGGGCUGGACCAAGGUGGGCUGGACCAAGGAGGGCUGGACCACGAUGGGCUGGACCAAGGUGGGCUGGACCAAGGUGGGCUCGUGAGACAGAAACCCUGGGUGCCUAAGUGGAGGCUCAAUGAUAAAACCGGCACGAAACACGUAUACGUUCAGGGAGAAAGUCCUUUGGAGCCAUUCGGAUACCUCGCAAAGGGUGUGACUGAUUUGGCCGGCAACGUUAGAGACAUCUUGGCUGACAUAGUUAAAUUGAGAUUCCCGGCUACUUUCGAUGAUGCUAUUAAUGCUAUCAUCACUAUUGCCAGAGUGGCUGCUGGAAUUAUCAACGUCGUCAUUCCCGGCCUUGGAUCUCUCCUCGGGAAUAUCGUGAUCGCUCUUGCAAGAAUAUUGAUCUGCGUGUUGGGGUCUCCGGGGUUGACAGGAACUGUGUUCGGAGACCGCCGUGGUGGUUACGGUAAUUCUAAGGAUAUCCCAGCAGUUUGUCUCAAGGAUUAUGGACACAAAUAUGGCUCCCAAUCAUACAAUGGCGUAUACGAUUCACCAAAGGAUGUUAUCGAUUAUUACAAUCUGAGAAAUUCCAAGUCGAACAUAAACGAUUUGAUCGACAAGGCUACAGGGGGAAAGGGGAUUGACAACUUGUCUGCCUCUGACCGCAUCAUCGUCGAAUUGGUACUUGAAUUCAGCUCUUACCUCGAACGCACUGACAAUAAUGACUGGUCCCAGAAAGAUAUUGAAAAUCUUGGGGCUUAUAUUUCAAUAAUGGUCGGUGUCAUCGGUAACGGGUACAGUGAUGGAUAUGGAGCCGAUCUAAUUGACUGCAUCUUCGAUUUCGUUGAACCUUCCUUCAAUGAUAAGGGACUUGAUCUGAGCUGCAGGGAGAAAGAGAUCAAGGAGAAGAUUGCCGGAUGCAAGAUUUACAACUUUGGUGGCGCAUUGAGAAACUGUCGCGACGGCUCAGGCGAAGACUCCGGUGGCUUAUUCGGUACUGAUGGAAGUUCCGGUUCUAGUUGGAGCGGCAGCUCAAGUUCCGGAAGCUCUAAUGGAGGCUAUGGUUCCAGCUUUGACUCCAGUGAUAGCUCAGAUUCUAGCGGAAGCUUUGGAAGCAGUGGCUCUGGUAGCUCCAGCAACACUGGAAGCUCUAGAAACUGGAAUGAGUCCGGAAACGAUGGAAGUUCAAGCGGCUCCAACAACUCAGGAGGCUCCGGCAGUUGGAAUUUAUUAGGAAGCUCUAGUAACUGGAACGAAUCUGGAAGCUCCGAUAACAGUAGCUCUAGUAACUCUAAUAGCUCCAGUAACAGUUCGUCCGAAUCCAAUAACAGCGGCAGUUCCUCCAGUAGCUCUGGAAAUUCCAGCUCCGGAAGUAGUUCUGGAAACUCCGGAAAUGACGGCAACGAUAGCGGAAGUUACGAUAAUAAUAACUGCAAUGAUAAUAACAAUAAUGUAAACAACAAAAUCAUUUAAAAACAGAUCUGCAUCAUCAUCGAAAAUAUCGACGGAAAUUUCGGCCGAAGUCAGCUCUUAAUCGUCUAGCUUCUCGAAAAAUACUAACGGUUCUUUAUCAUCAUAUAACAAGUCUUCUUCAAAAAGCUCUUCUGAGUCUGAGAGUGAAUCUGAAAAGAGUUCUAAUGAAGAAUAUUCUUACAUUACUAACGAUAAAAAUGAUUAUUGUAGAUCCAAGACAACCACAUUUAAAAUUAUAUCUUUUAUCACUAAUCGGUUGCAUUUGAUAAGUGUUUUUUCUGUUUUUAACGCAAUAUGUUUUGUAUGUUUUAGUGUCAUAUGAUAUAAUAUACCUAUUGUUAGAUUAAGCUGAUGUAAGCAUUUAUUGCGAUCACUGUUGCGUUUUUAUCAAAUAAAAAUAAAAUCAAUUUACUAAUGUUA